Molecule: messenger RNA, 1004 nt
Organism: Papaver somniferum (opium poppy)
Lineage: Eukaryota; Viridiplantae; Streptophyta; Magnoliopsida; Ranunculales; Papaveraceae
Exons: 7
Coding region: 196-615 (139 amino acids)
Source: RefSeq, a predicted model, not a curated record
CAGUGUUUGCUCUUAUUGCGCGCGGAAGCGGUGGAAGUCCCGAAACUAGGUCCAGUGGGAUCUCAGCAGUCUCUCACAUAAAAAAAAGGCAGAAACCGAGAAAUCCUAUAGCUACAGAGGCAAAGUGGGAGGGAUCACAAGCCCUAGAUAACUGCAGUCUGCGGAUCGCGUGAGAGUGUUUGGGAAGUGAAUUUUAUGGCAAAGAUGGAGAACCAGAAACAUAUCCUUGUUAGAUGUCCUCAUUGUGCAGGACCUCUUUCUAAAGAAUUGGAAACUAGUCGCUGGACAAUUUCACCAUUAAUCAGAGACAGUUUUUCCAUGAUUGGAUCUGCUGUUGGUGGUACUGCAAGCGCAUUCUACGGAUUUAACCUUGUGACACCAUUGGUUCAAAGGCGGAUAAAGGGCCCUAUGUGGUUACAUUUUCUCGUCGGUACUCCACCGGUGCUGCUGUUCUCUUCUGCUUGUGCUGGGUUGGCAGGUGGUGCGGUUCCAGCAGUAGCCCAACUUGUCUCGUCAUCGUAUCAUGCAGCAUCUUCAUCACUGUCAGCUUCACGUCCGGUCUCCUCAGAGGAUGAUAAGAAGAUUCCCAACAAAUCAACAACCUCUACUCUGUAAUCACUAAGCAGUUGCUGCAACUAUUAUCCCACUGACCCUCCGGUUGAGAGAGAAAGAGAGACUUUCUCCAGUCUAAUUUACUUGUAGUUUGAUGUAUAUAUGCAGAUUAAACCGCAACCAAUUUUCUCGAGAGUCAUCCAAUAACCUGAUGAUCUUAUUGGCAGUUGUAAGCAUCAAAAGCUUCAUUCUCGCUGGCAGCCUCUCAAACCAGAAUUCUAAACAUCAUCCCCUUGCAUAAUGAAAAAUGUGAAACUGGAAAUGUAAUUGGAAAAGUACUCUAUUUUGAUGUUCUAGUCUGACCUGUAAAACCAAACUGGUUCAAGACGCUGACUAAACUAUGCUACAAUUAGAAUUCUUAUUCGUUAAUACCAUCCAAACUCUUGCUAUUA